AAAGUGACUAUGAGAGAGGAUUACUGCUGGGCGAUUCACUCUUUAUCAUCACUCCUGGACAAGGAAAGCCAAUGCACGGAUUAGCUCAAAUAUGCUGGGGCUCCACAACAGCUGAACGGAUAUUAUACAAGCUACCUGAACUGGAGAGCUCCAUCCUUUCCUUAUGAAGAAGACAAAAACUUGGAUUAUCACAUGUAUUUAUCUUCAACUAUUUUUUGUAUGCUUUGGAAGCCCGUGUACAAAUCCUCUGACUGAUGCUGUGCAUGAUAUUGAAAAACUGGUUGGAAAUCUCCCAAACGAUUACAUUAUGCGUCUGAAACGUGUCCCAGCAAAGGAUCAUCUAGUAAGACUGUCUAUCUUUGUGGCAAAACACUGCUGGUUAUACGUGAUGGUGCAUGAAUUAUCCAGUCGCCUUGAAGUACUUGUAAACAGAUUCGCUAAUACAUCACAAAAUUAUAAAAUCUUAGGAGACCUGACCCUAAUUUUUCGAGAGAUCAGGAACUGUGUCAAUCUCAAUGAACAAAUGGAUUUUAUAGAGGAAUAUUUAGAUAAUAUUUCAGAAGGGGAAUUUGUACCCAGAGAGUUUUUUAAUUCAGUGACCAGCACAUUUGAUGUUUUCAAGGAUAUAAACAAUACAAAUUAUAAUACGACAUGUGAUCUCCCUACAAGUGAUCCCGAGUUAAGUUAUAUCACAAAUGGAAACACACAAUAUGCAUCAAGUCAUUUAAGAAAUAGCACCAGAAUUGUUCCAGGGUACACAGAAUCAAUUGAAAUGAACAGCAGACUGCCAUUACAGUGGCCAAGCAUAGCCUCAAUAGCAUUGAUGUCUAUAGUCGUUGGAUUUGCCUUUGGUGUUUUAUGUUGGAAGGUGAAGCACAGAAGAGGCCAUACAGAGACUGCAAUACCUGGGAUCACCGUUGAUCAAAGAGAGGCUAAUGAAAACAUGCUACAACAGACAGCAAGAGAGGUCUCUGUAAUAUAGAAAUCACCAAUAUCUGGUAUCGGCACUCUAUUAGCUUUAUAUCUGGAACAGUCGAAAAACAGCCUCUUACUCUUGUGACGCAACAAACUGUUAUUUGGACUCUUUUGGGGUGAAUUCAAUUAUUGCUACCUGAAUUGACACCACUUACAAGAGUUUGUGCCUCACUGGAUUGUUUACCGUGCACACUUGCCCUGUCUGUCUGCUUAAGACAAUAGCUAUGAUUUCUGGAGAACCUGUAACAGAAGAUAAAUGGAGGACCAGAGCUAUGCCAAACACUAAACACUUAGAGAGCAAUUCUAUGGUAGAGACAUUAUCCUGCCAAGAUGAAAAACAGAUUUUAGGAUUACUGGAUAAUUUUGUCUGUUUUGCUUGUUUUUCUGAGUUGUUUUACCAUUUCCAUUGAUGAAAGUAUGUAACACUCCAUAAUCAUCCUGACUCCUGGAAUAUUGUCACACCGUGUCAACGCAGCCCUCUGACAGUACCAUAAAAUGAAGAAAAUUCGACAGCAACAUGUAUACAAGGCAAAGUUCUCCAUAUACCUAUAUACUUUUUAAAGUUCACAUAAUAAAUAUAUUUUUUUAUAUUGGACACACUUUUCUGUACAUAAAGUAUUAUAAUAUGUACCACUUGCAUUGAGUCGGUAACUCUGUUGGCUAAAUGGGCCUUUUAGAUAUAAAUUAAAACAAAAUAAUUAUAAAUAAUAUAACCAAAUAGGAAUGACAUAAUCUAUUUAAAUCCAUUUCACUGGGAAUUACUGUGGCAUAGCUCUGAUUUGCAGUCAUACAAAGGGUUAAUGACAGGAAUUGUGCCACAAGUAAUGUUUCUCCAGCAAAGUACCAUGGGAAAUUUAGUGCUGGUGCUGGUGACAAAAAAGUGUAAAAAGAAAAAAAAAUACAUUCAGUCAUUUCUUGACUGGUAUAAUAAAGUGGUCUGUAUUUAUAUACAAUUUAAAUUAUUUAUUGCAACCAUUUACUAUAGUAGAAAUUAUGAUCUUAAAUACUUUAUUACAAAUCUGAUGUCAUAACAUUAAUAAUUGAUUUGACAGCGUAUGCCAGUAGUAACAUUUGCUUCUAGUGCUAUAUUGGAAUCUGUUAUAAUAUGUUGCUCACUUUUCACAAGAGCAGUAACCAUAAAACGAAAUAACGGUUCUGUGUUUUGUAUUUUCAUGUUAGAUUCCAUAUUUUCAAAAUGUGAUAUCAAAAGGGAAGUAUAAACAUGUUUGAUGGGGAAUUAUUUUUUUUUUUUUUGGGAUUUAUUUGAAUAUUUGUUUUCCCUAGUUUUUAUACACAUAUGGUAUCUCUAUAAUAAGGCUUCUCUGGGUAUCUUUGGCUCAUAGGUGGUAUCUUCUGGGUGACUUAACACGAUGAAAGAUAGGGAUGGUAAAUCACCAAGCAGUUGGAAGAUCACUCAUCUAGAUGCCAGUUACCAUUUCUUCUCUUAACAAACUGUGUUUAGCUGUAUUGCCGAAAUCUUACAUUUUACUUUGACUGGCAUUACCAUUAAAUAGAUAUACAUCCAGUACAUUGCAUUAGCUUAAUAAACAUCUUUCUCUUCUUGUUUAUGAUUCGAAACAUUGUUGAGCUCUUUUCUGUGCAUGCCAAAAAUAAGAACUUUUUGGGACUAAAGUAAUGUGUGAUGCUUGUGUUAUAUAUGGUUCAAAUAUUCCAGGAACAAAAUAUUUACAUUUAAAAGAUGCUUUUAGAUUUAUGGUUUCCUAACUAGUUCAAUAGUCAAAUAGGCCCUUUUUUUCAGUGUCCCCACAAAAUAUUGACUCAGUUCAGUUGUAGUAUUUCAUACUAUACUAAAAACUUCCAGCUCAGGCUAUCUUAGUUUUUUUUUUUUUGUUCCUGUACAUGUUAGUAUCGAUAGCUGCUAUGAAAAGUGGCCUGGCAACGUAAGGAAAUACCAUAAGUAAUGUCUCAAGGGAGAACUUUUCUAAUCUGUUGUGCUUUUGAGUCCCGUAAACAUAUAACUGUAAAGCUAUACAUCCGGGAAAUAGACCAAAUAUAGUCACUAGUUGACUACUUUCGAUCCUUAAAGGAUACCUCUCAUCAAAUAAACUUUUGAUAUAUUUUAGAUUAAUGAAUGCUGAAUAACUUUCCAAUAGCAUGUUAAUGAAAAAUAUGCUUCUUUCUAUUGUAUUUUUCCCGAUCAGUCCUGUCAGCAAGCAUUUCUGACUCAUG
Messenger RNA from Hyla sarda, 3165 nucleotides. It is a transcript of the gene KITLG, whose product is annotated as KIT ligand. Gene Ontology annotation, cellular component: plasma membrane. The transcript is spliced from 10 exons. Gene Ontology annotation, biological process: cell adhesion; positive regulation of cell population proliferation. NCBI's taxonomy places the organism in Eukaryota, Metazoa, Chordata, Amphibia, Anura, Hylidae. The record is from RefSeq and is a predicted model, not a curated record. Gene Ontology annotation, molecular function: cytokine activity; stem cell factor receptor binding. The coding region runs from base 164 to 982 and encodes 272 amino acids.